This is a messenger RNA of Lodderomyces orthopsilosis Co 90-125, 393 nucleotides long. RefSeq names its product F1F0 ATP synthase subunit e. Gene Ontology annotation, biological process: proton motive force-driven ATP synthesis. Lineage: Eukaryota; Fungi; Ascomycota; Pichiomycetes; Serinales; Debaryomycetaceae. The transcript has a single exon. The coding region runs from base 1 to 393 and encodes 130 amino acids. Gene Ontology annotation, molecular function: proton transmembrane transporter activity. The record is from RefSeq and is a predicted model, not a curated record.
AUGAAAAUGGUAGCGCAACUAAAACUGCCGAGACGAACGAAUAAAAAAACUUUUCAAAGUGGAAAGUUGCAAAGAGAUAAAAACAACCAACAAGCACAGUCCAUAACAAUGUCUACUACAUUCAAUGUGUUGAGAUAUUCCGCUUUAGGAGCUGGAGUUUUCUAUGGAGCUUAUCACAGAUACUCAUUAGAAUCAUCAUUUGCCAAACAACAAGCUGCCAAACAAUGGAAACACGAAGAAAAAUUAAUUGCUCAAGCUAAAGCUGAAUAUCAAAAAUUAACCAACCCACAAGUAGUAAAACCAGCUACUUCUACUCCAGGUUCUAUCAAUUGGGAAGAUCCAAACUUGGAUUUAGGUAAAGCUUUGGAAUCAUUGAUUGCAACUUUAGAUUAA